CGGCGGCGGCGGCGGAGCGAGUACCCGGCGCUCCCGAGCGCCACUUUCGGCAGGACGCGCCACUAUCGCCGUCAUUGCGCUGUUUGUGAGACUCCGGCGACAAGUGUCCUGUUUCAGUAAUGUCGUGGUGGCUGAGCUAGUGAUUGAGGCAGUGAGACACCCGGCUGGACCGUCGCCGGCUCGAACCCUGUCAGCUGGAAACAAGAGUUGAUUCGGGAACUGGUGUCCUUUUCUACCAGCUGUCGGGUGCUGGGAGAACUCGUGCCCGUCCGGACGGCCGUCUCCGGUGCCGACCGCAGCACCAAGCACCUUCGACUAUGUGACGCCGGCUGGAGACGGCGGCGGGCGCGGCGGGGCACGGCGGGCCGGCGCCGGCGCCGGGGGCGUCUCUCCACGAUUCCUCACCGUGCCGAGUCGGGGGCCCUGCUGGAGGACGGCUGGGUGGCCGACGGCGCACCCUCCGCAGCCGGGCAGCGGCCAGGAGUCGCCCCAGCGGCCGGCGGGCUGGGCGCCGUCCCCAGGCAGCAGCGGCGAGACACGCCCGGUACCCACUCGGGAGGGCCGCUCGGCAAACACGAAGGCCGUGUCGCUCCAGCAACGGGAGCCCCCGACAGGCAGAAGGGGAGCGGUACCGCUUCUGCUGCACCGACAAAACCCUUUAGAUUGGUUCCAAACAAGCAUUUAUCCCCAGGAAUAUCUUUGGAAACGAUUCCUAUCAAAAAGAAAGGAUCAGAUUCAUCGGACAGAAAUUCAGACACUGUCCCAGGCAAAGCAGACGGACCUGGUACACCCGGGACACCCUCAGAGUCAGCUCCAGCCCGACAGGAGAGUUGGACAACACCUGGAACACCCUCAGGGUCGGUCCCAGGCCGACAGGAGGGCCGGCCCGCCGCGGGCACUCCCUCAGGGUCGGUCCCAGGCCGACAGGAGGGCCGGCCCGCCGCGGGAACGCCCUCAGGACCGGCACCGGUGGAGGAGCGCAGGCCAGUGCCGGCGGUGCACUCUCGCGCGUCACUGCGGAGGCGCUCGGCCGGCGGCAGCAGGAAGGGCAGGGCCCGCGGCCCGCGCGCCAUAAUGACUAUGUCCUCGGGGCAUAAGGAGAAUGACGCGCAAGACACCAGCUACAGCCCGGCUCGAAUACAGGAGAUGAUCUGCGAGCUCAACUGUCACGUGGCGCUGUUGCGGGAGCACCUGCUGGCGAUGGGAAGCAGUCGCGACUCCCCCGAGCUGCGGGAGCGCAUCCGACGCACGCGGCUGGACUGCAUGACCAGCUGCCGGCAGACGGCCGCCCGCCUGCUGCCGCACAUCCGCAAAGAGAUGGAGAGCGGUAUCCUGGUGGACAGCCAGUGCCUGGUGCUGCUGUUCAGCUGCACGCAGCUGCUGCUCCGCGAGCUGCAGAAGACCACCCGGCUCAUAGACACCAUGCCGAUGGACAUGUCGGCCUACUACGAGAGCCGGCCCGGCCCGUCCAGCUCCGGCCUGGGUAACGUCAUCUCGCAGAUCAUCCUUCACGUGCCGAUCACACCCAACUUUCAGCGCGAGGAGCUCAUCAGCAUCGAGAAGGACUGCCGCGAGAUCGAGCUGCUGCUGGACGAAAUGCAGGAGUUCAUGCCCAAGGCCGAGUCGGCUCGCGUCAACAUGUGGGCCAUGGAGGGCCACGGCCUGCUCCCUGGCAAACCGCGCUGGAGGAGAGAUACCAAGGUGGCCAGCUCGUGCUGCUGCACCGGCGUCAGCUCCCUGUUGUGAGCCGCCGCGCGGGCCCGCGCCGGGCCCACAUAGACCCUCACCGGGCCCACGCCGGGCCCCGGUAGACCCCACUGCCUCCCGGUGCCGAGCAGGGCCUGCAGGGAGCCCCGAGUGUCCGCCGCCGCCAGGACCGUGCCGUGGUGCGUCCCCGUCGCCGUGUGACGGUCGGUGUGGCCGGACCGGGCGGUGUCCAGGGGGAGGGGAGAGGGGCAGUGUUACCCGCCGGCGGCCGGUUAUCGACCGUACGUCAUCAGAGCAGCGUCGACCGCCGCCGGGGAGGGGCGGCCACCGACCGGCGACCACCGGCAACCGAGGAGCGCGACCGGCGCGACCGGCGCCCCGCUGUCUGUCGCCGCCUGACACUGUCACCGCCGAUGGACUCCAGACCAUUCCGACGUCCAGCCGUCUGCCUCUGAGAACGACUCGACCUCGGCCGGCCCAGCAACCACACUGGCAGCUUGCAGACCAUUACAACUACACCGCGGGGACCGCCCUUCCCGUGAAUGUCUCACACCGACUCACGAACUGCCUGAGCUCGACCGCCGCCGGCCAGCGGUGAAUGAUCGUCCGGGGCGACUCCCAGGGCGCCCAUAGCGUGGCCCAACCCACCUGAGCCCUAAUGAGACGUCGUGGCACCGCCGCUGUCUGCGGACACCCCCGGGGAGCCGGACACUUUAUCGGACAGUUUGCACCGCUGGGAAUGGACGCGGCUGUGGCCGGCGACUGCGGCGACCCACCGAGCCGGCGCCCGGCGAGCCGCAGUGUGCCGCGGGUGUGCAGAGUGAAUUACAACUACACCGCAGGGACCGCCCUUCCCGUGAAUAUCUCACACCAGAGUGGAGUGGUCAGGCCGGAGUGGUAAUAACUAUGUAGAGCUGAUCCACCCCGUACCGAUGCGGGUGCUGUCCGAUCUCUGCCGCAGACCUCUGAUUGAAUCCAGUCUGCGGGAAUGAGACGUCAUCCAGGGACGAAAUGCGAUGAAAAGUUGCAUGUUUUUGCGAUAUGAUGCUCUGAACAGUUUGUGUUUCCUUUUUACGCUGAUAUCACUUCGUGGCAGGCACUGCGAUGCUUCAAAUCCCCUGGUUCCAUCGAACCUCUGCCGUAACGUUCCCAUUACCGCGGCUAUAUCCAAAAGCUCAUCAGGCCUAACAACUAUGUACAACAUGCAUUAUCCAAGCUCUCCCACCACGUCCUGACCUUUCGGCCCAAGUGUAUGUACUUACGACGAUAUGAGCCUGUCGUGUUACUCCGUGACCCCGGCUGACGACAGUCCGCUGUCAGUCAUGUGGCAGCUGUCCGUCACGUUGACAGACAGUUGAUAGCUGGCUGUCUUCGCUGGGGCUCAGAACCGUGUGUGUAUGUGGGGGGGGGGGGGGAGUGUGCGGGACCGGGGGGCCUCCCCGACCUCCACUGGCGUCCCUGUAAGGUCGGUCAGGCCGGAGACCCUCUGGUCACGGGGAUCACCGGAACCGUCCCAGCCCCUCCCCUGCAGCGUGCCGUGAUGAGACGGUCGCGGUGCGGCUGUUUUUCCACGAGGAGUGGUACCGGAGUGUAUGAGUGAGAGUGAACCACACCAGUUGUUGUGAGUCGAUCGCACAGCAAUACAAACAGACGCAGUUGAAUGUAUAUGAG
This is a messenger RNA of Amphibalanus amphitrite, 3378 nucleotides long. RefSeq lists its product as uncharacterized. The coding region runs from base 1075 to 1746 and encodes 223 amino acids. Gene Ontology annotation, biological process: G protein-coupled receptor signaling pathway. Gene Ontology annotation, cellular component: neuron projection. NCBI's taxonomy places the organism in Eukaryota, Metazoa, Arthropoda, Thecostraca, Balanomorpha, Balanidae. The record is from RefSeq and is a predicted model, not a curated record. The transcript is spliced from 6 exons.